AUGACUGUAAGACAGACCCUUUUCAGGGACCUUUCGCGCGUUAUGCUUUCUUUAACUCGUGUACCCCAGCCUCGUAUUGGCUCUUGGACUAUCGAUUCAGAGGGUCUGAUCCAUCUAACUAAUCGGCCGCUUACCCUUCGAUUGCAUGAAUUUGAGAACUUGGGUAUACCUACGGGUAUUGACAGAAAGACGACAUAUGUUACCUCAGAGGCUUACUUCCGUGACACGCUGUUUUAUCACGAUAACCGUAUACGGUAUCAGCCAAACUCCAUGAAUGAUGAAGAAGACGGUCGUUCCCAGAUGGCCAAUCUUGCUAUGACGCGAACGAUACUCUCAGACUAUACAAGCCGCGACGUCCACCACGGACCGUUCUUCUUUUGA
Molecule: messenger RNA, 381 nt
Organism: Trichophyton rubrum CBS 118892
Lineage: Eukaryota; Fungi; Ascomycota; Eurotiomycetes; Onygenales; Arthrodermataceae
Exons: 1
Coding region: 1-381 (126 amino acids)
Source: RefSeq, a predicted model, not a curated record